UUACCUCCAAGAAAACAAGCAUUCCUGUGAUUACAGACAAAAGCCCCCAACCAAUAAAGGAAAAGAAAAAGCCGCUCCUCCCUCGUCACGUAAACGCCCGGUGACACGCACGGAGAGGAGGCUGUUAGGAAACAGUUGCAUCGUGUUAUUAUCAGAGAACCACUGAAGUGCGCUUCGAGAGCAAAAAGAAGAGCUUCCAGUCUUGUUGUUGUCAUUGCUAACUAUGCGCGUAUACGGGUCAUCGAGUGGACUGCUGACUGCUCUGCUGGUCAGCUGUCAGUACGUCUCAGCACACACUGAUACUCUACUUCCUCCAGAGGUCUCUCAGCACAAUGGCACCCUGUAUGCUGCCUGCAAAGUGAGACCCAGCACUUCACUUCCUGAGGGCCUUCCCAAGGUAUACGGCCGGGUACUGUUCAGACAGGAGCACUCUGAGGGAAAGCUCCAAGUCUUUCUCCGCCUCAGCGGCUUCCCUAUGGAGGGCCUUCCAGAGCCCAGAGCCGUGCACAUCCAUCAGUACGGAGACCUGAGCCAGGGAUGCGACUCAACUGGUGGCCACUACAACCCAUAUGCUGUAAACCACCCUAAACACCCAGGAGACUUUGGUAACUUCCCCCCUCAACAAGGAAAAAUCAAUACGCUGAUUCAAUCAGAGGCGACGCUGUUUGGAGGCCUGUCUGUGCUUGGAAGAGCAGUGGUGAUCCACGAAAGUGAAGAUGACUUGGGACAAGGCGGAGACGCCGGGAGCCUGUUGCAUGGGAACGCAGGCCGCAGGCUCGCCUGCUGUGUUAUUGGGAUGUCCUCCUCCAGCCUCUGGAACAUAUAUCAGCGUUCUGCAAGGCAGCUCAGGAGGAGUUAGGCUCACAGGAUGGGAGUGUUGUUCAGCAAAGAAUUUAUCCCAGUGUUUCUUAAGUAGUUCUGCACAAGGAGGAUACCAAGACAAAUCUAAUAAAUUCAUGGCUUACUAAGAAUUGAAAUCGAAGACAAAUAUUUCAUAAUUACUACAGUUUUUCAGUGGAUUUCUGUUGGCCAAAAUGAAUCAAACAUGAACUUUUAAGAGACUUAGCUAGUCCUCUGAAAUUUUCUUUAAUAAAUAGUUAUCUGAUUAUGUUGUACUAUCAGUGUCUGUUGCAAAAAUUUCCAAUGCUAACCUUGCUCCUGUCUUUUUUUUUAAGACACACUGCCAAUUAGCUGAUCUUUAAGCAAAAUAAACCAUCCAAGAAGUAUUCAGUCUGACCUCCAGGGCAGCGUAUCACAUAUCUGUCUAUACAUUGUGUUUUUCAUGUUGAAUGCUGUUUUCAUAAGAAAUAAACUAAUAAAACAAAUCUGAAUGUAUGACAAAUUCAA
This is a messenger RNA of Girardinichthys multiradiatus, 1347 nucleotides long. RefSeq names its product extracellular superoxide dismutase [Cu-Zn]-like. The transcript is spliced from 2 exons. Gene Ontology annotation, molecular function: superoxide dismutase activity; copper ion binding. NCBI's taxonomy places the organism in Eukaryota, Metazoa, Chordata, Actinopteri, Cyprinodontiformes, Goodeidae. The coding region runs from base 224 to 859 and encodes 211 amino acids. The record is from RefSeq and is a predicted model, not a curated record. Gene Ontology annotation, biological process: removal of superoxide radicals.